CUUCGUCUCUCGUGCCCGCCGUUCCCCGUUCGACUUCCGUCUGUCCUUUUCGUGGCGGCGGGUUGAGACCUUGGAAAUCAUCACCUAUCGGCAGAGAAGAUGCUGAGGGUUGCCGGAAGAAGGCUCGCUGUCUGCUCAUGGCGGCCGGCCCCCACAGCCUCUGUUCUCUCUUCGCGGGAUCCCGUCCGUGGCAUCGGGGACUCGUCCGCUGCCGAAGAUCCGACAACGGUCCUUGACCGAUCUUCCCGGUCUGUCUUUCAAUCGCCUCUUCUUGGCGCCGUGAGAGGGUAUGUUUCUGAAAUCAUUGUCCCUAGACACCAGGAUUUGGGUUUAGCUGAUCUUCCAGCAACAGUGGCUGCUGUGAAGAAUCCAUCCUCAAGGAUCACCUAUGACGAACACAAUCAUGAGCGUUACCCCCCAGGCGAUCCAAGCAAGCGAGCAUUUGCAUACUUUGUUUUGACAGGUGGAAGAUUUGUUUAUGCUUCUUUGCUUCGACUCCUGAUUCUGAAGUUUGUGUUAAGCAUGUCUGCUAGCAAAGAUGUCCUUGCACUGGCUUCAUUGGAGGUUGAUCUCUCCAACAUAGAACCAGGGUCCACAGUGACUGUAAAGUGGCGUGGGAAGCCAGUUUUCGUAAGGCGCCGAACAGCGGAUGAUAUCAAGCUGGCAAACAGUGUUGAUGUUUCAUCUCUUCGUGAUCCCCAGGUGGAUUCAGACAGGGUGAAGAACCCCGAGUGGCUUGUUGUAGUUGGUGUUUGCACCCAUCUGGGCUGCAUCCCUUUACCAAAUGCCGGAGAUUUUGGUGGCUGGUUCUGCCCUUGCCAUGGUUCACAUUAUGAUGUUUCUGGUAGGAUCCGCAAGGGUCCAGCUCCAUUUAACCUGGAGGUGCCCCAGUAUAGCUUCUUGGAGGAAAACAAGUUGCUUAUUGGCUGAAUCGGCAAAACUUCGUUCCUUUAUUGUCAUGUGACAUGGAUCUUUUUUGUCGGCCAGUCUGUCUGGCAUUUGAAUAUGAAUAACUCCAAUUUGCCUUGGAGGACCAGAUAGUUUUGAAGCUGUAGUAUGUGCAUUGUAGUACGGCACAGUAAAGUUCCGAACAAUAUUUAUUGUACUUAUUGAAUUAAAUUAUGUCAACUUUAUUUAGAUCCCUGUAAAAUUUUUUGAGCUA
Molecule: messenger RNA, 1162 nt
Organism: Musa acuminata subsp. malaccensis (wild Malaysian banana)
Lineage: Eukaryota; Viridiplantae; Streptophyta; Magnoliopsida; Zingiberales; Musaceae
Product: cytochrome b-c1 complex subunit Rieske-4, mitochondrial
Biological process (GO): mitochondrial electron transport, ubiquinol to cytochrome c
Cellular component (GO): membrane
Molecular function (GO): quinol-cytochrome-c reductase activity; 2 iron, 2 sulfur cluster binding
Source: RefSeq, a predicted model, not a curated record